AUGACAUCAAGUAGCAAGCAAUUUCAAUUCAAUAAAGUUUCUACAACUGAUGGAAACAUCAACAAUCUUGACGUUGACAAACAAGAUAUUGGUGAAGUUUAUGAAACAUUUAAAGAUUGUAGUUAUGAAAAGGAUUAUUAUUUAAUUAGUUAUGCAAUUUUGAAUAAUUUCGAUAAUCAUAUUAUGCAUGAAGCAGUCAAACGAGGAAAUUUAUCACUUAUUCGCAAUUUUGUUAAUUGUGGUGCAGGUCCAAAUCCAAGAAAUUAUAGAAAUCAGACACCACUUCAAAGAGCAUUUGAAAGGAAUGAAGAUAUUAUAAUCAAAUAUUUUCUGACUGCCCCUAAAAUCGAUAGAAAUUCAUGA
Messenger RNA from Trichomonas vaginalis G3, 363 nucleotides. RefSeq names its product SH3 domain binding. The transcript has a single exon. The record is from RefSeq and is a predicted model, not a curated record. The coding region runs from base 1 to 363 and encodes 120 amino acids. Lineage: Eukaryota; Parabasalia; Trichomonadida; Trichomonadidae.